GAAGUAAAUAGUGGUGCUUAUUAAAAGACAUCUGACAUCCCCUCCUCAGUGCACUGAGAAGAACUGGAUCCAUGCUGGAGUGUUAAGAACAGUGAAACAUGGUGUCAGCCAAGAGAAUCCUGAAAUGUUUAAGCAUCGUUUAUUAUUUACUUGUGUUCUCCAACUUAAUGGAUGGAUCUUUGGCAACUUGUAUCACACGUCGAUGUCUGGCUAACCAGCUGGUUGCACUGGAGCUUUUCAGUCCUCCGAUGCCUCCGGAAUGUACUGUUACAGUGAAUCUCACAUCCAUUCAAUAUGAGACCCUGUCUGUGGAUACCAAAGCCCUGCGCUUCUCGAGUCGCAUUAGAAUUGACAUGGAAUGGAAAGACCCAGACCUUGCAUGGAACGAAACAGAGUACAAUUUUAAAGAAAUUAUGCUGCCAGUUGACAAAAUCUGGACCCCUGAUCUAACUGUAAACAAUGCAAUCCAGACAGAUGUGAAGCCUGUCUCUACUGAUAUACUGGUGAAGUAUGAUGGCACGGUGCAACAUGCUAUCCAGUUGUACACUACCGUGGUGUGCGGAAUCAACCUUUUUACCUACCCGUUUGUAAAAGAUGCAUGUCCAGUUGCACUUAAUGGAUGGACAGAAAACAGUUGUGGCCUACAUUUCAUAUAUGGGUCUGUAUCUCCAGUGGGAGCGAGUCGAGGUGAAUGGAUUACUAUGUCAGUUGAGCUGCAUCAGGACAAGCAACACGACGACCGCAACUAUCUCUAUGUCACUAUGUCCACCAACCCAUUCAACACUAUAGUGACGCUCGUUCUCCCCAGUGUGCUCAUCAUGUUAGCUGAUAUGGGGAGUUUUGCUCUGCCUCUGGAAGGUGGAAAACGCAGCUCUUUCAAAAUCACUCUGGUGCUCAGCUUUACCAUGUCCCUGUUCAUACUUACUGACAACCUGCCUGACACUGGCCUCUGCAGCCCCCUCAUCCGUUAUCACUUUUGUUUCUGCUUGAUUGUUUUGGGUAUGAGCUUGCUGAUAUCCAUGCUGAUCUCAAGAUUUGCAGACUGUGGCCCCAUCUUGUCCUGCAGGAGCUCAAAAAAACAGAAAUUAUGCAACGACAGUAGCAAAAAUGAGAUAAACAUCAGUGGUGAAGAUGAGAUAAAAAAGGAUAUAAACCUGAAUGGUGUGUCUACAAUUUCAGAUGAUGUGACUGCCAAGGACACUUCAAUCCAGAAAAUUGUGAACUUUGUGGAGAACAUCAAGACGACAAAUAAAAAGACCGAGAAGAGGCAUGAAUAUGCAAGUCGGAUUGACAGAGCUUGCUUCCGGUGCUAUCUUUGCCUUGCCUCUUUGUAUUGCAUUUUUUUAAUUGGUAUAACCAGAACAGAACUUUGUAAAAUUAACAAUUUGGAUUUUUGGAUUUAAUUUAAUUAAUCUAAUGAUAAGAUCAUAAAGAAUUACAUAAAGACUUACUGGUUUCCAAAUGUCAUAAUAUAGAGCUGUAGUCUUUGUAGAAGCAAGAUUCUGACUACAACCUUAGUGCUUCAGGUCUAGCCACUAGCCUUUAUAUACAUGUUACCAUAUGUAUUUCAUUCAUGCUACAUAUUUAAACUCU
Tachysurus vachellii is the source of this 1593-nucleotide messenger RNA. Its product is annotated as 5-hydroxytryptamine receptor 3A-like. Gene Ontology annotation, biological process: chemical synaptic transmission; signal transduction; regulation of membrane potential. The record is from RefSeq and is a predicted model, not a curated record. Bases 99 to 1403 code for a protein of 434 amino acids. NCBI's taxonomy places the organism in Eukaryota, Metazoa, Chordata, Actinopteri, Siluriformes, Bagridae. Gene Ontology annotation, molecular function: extracellular ligand-gated monoatomic ion channel activity; transmembrane signaling receptor activity; neurotransmitter receptor activity. Gene Ontology annotation, cellular component: neuron projection; synapse; membrane. The transcript is spliced from 10 exons.